UCAAAAUGGCAGACGACGCAAAGAACGCAUUGGCUUUAUUGAAUGGUCUUGCUAGAAGAGAUUAUUACGGUCACAAAGACAUUACAAACGAAUUUUUAAAGCAGGAAAUAUUUCCUGAUAUGCAAGACGAUGAAUUUAACAAUUUAGUUUUGAAAUUUAACCAAAUCAUGAAGAGUUUGGUAUCGGCCGAUAUGGAUAUGACACAACUUGAAGCAUUCCUGACUGCUCAGAUGAGAAAAAAAGAAGGUGCUCUAAGUGAAAUUUAUGCCAAUGUUUUUCGAAAAUUUUGGAAAACCCACAGAACUAAAAUUCAUGAAAGCAUCAUUGCUCAAACAACAUGGGGAGACACACUGCAGAAAGUGGCAUGGCGGAUUGAUCUAAAAUCUCAGGCUCGUCAUGUUGAUGAGAUAAACACCCCUGUGGCGAUUAUGGAGUUACAUGUUGGCAACAGUCAGCAAAAAGAAAAGGCUGAAGAUGUGUUGCGGUUUGAGAUGGAUGAAAAUAGACUUGCAUCAGUUCUGUCAAGUAUGCGUGAAAUAGAAGAACAAAUAAACAACUAUAUUCAGAAAUAGCAAUAGACUUUAAAAUUUCAAAAACAAUUUGCAUGGAAAAGGACACAUACACUGUGCUGAAAUAUGUCUUAACAAAUGGUGGAUAUAAUAAAAAAAUAUGUGUAGCUGUUCACAUUGUGGAUUUGCACCAUAUUUCCAUCACUCAACAUUUUUUUCAUCCAGUUGAGGAUGAAAAAAAUGUUUCAGAUUUUGAAUGUUUAUUCAUUUAAGUUUAUAACUGCAAUUGCUGCCUUUGGCUGGUCAUUGACAUAAUAUAACCAAAGGCAGUUAAAUCAUUUUUAUCUUUAUUUUAUAUGCAAGUAUUGAAAGCAGUGAUAAAAUUUUAUGUAUAUAUUCCAUUGUAUCAUUAUUGUGUGUAACCUCUACUAGUAUGUCAAAAUAUAUACAUGUAUAUAUUAUAUAUAUUGUAAUAAAUUUUGAAAACAAAAA
Messenger RNA from Gigantopelta aegis, 1001 nucleotides. Its product is annotated as COMM domain-containing protein 1-like. The record is from RefSeq and is a predicted model, not a curated record. Gene Ontology annotation, cellular component: endosome. The transcript has 3 exons. Lineage: Eukaryota; Metazoa; Mollusca; Gastropoda; Neomphalida; Peltospiridae. Bases 6 to 572 code for a protein of 188 amino acids. Gene Ontology annotation, biological process: regulation of proteasomal ubiquitin-dependent protein catabolic process; negative regulation of protein localization to cell surface; copper ion homeostasis.